AGGAUCUAGAAAAGGAAGUGAGCGUGGCUAAAGGAAAUCUUGCAACCCCUACCCCUGCCUGCUGCAAACUUGUUUUGUUCCAAUUGUGUUUCUCCCUUGGGUUUAUAGGUAAAAUUAUGUCAGCAUUCUCAGUGUCCUUGGGAUCCAUGGAAAUACCACACAAUAUCACUGAAUUUAUCAUGCUGGGGCUCUCACAGAAUCCAGAGGUACAGAGAGUUCUCUUUAUGGUCUUCUUGAUCAUCUAUGUGGUAACAGUUUGUGGCAACAUACUUAUUGUGGUCACCAUCACCUCCAGUUUCACUCUGGCGUCCCCCAUGUAUUUCUUCCUGGCCAAUCUGUCCUUUAUUGACACUUGCUAUUCUUCCUGUAUGGCUCCUAAACUCAUUGCUGACUCCUUGUAUGAGGGGAGACCCAUCUCUUAUGAAGCAUGCAUGACUCAGCUCUUUGGAGCCCAUUUUUUGGGAGGAACUGAGAUCAUCCUGCUUACUGUUAUGGCCUAUGACCGCUAUGUGGCCAUCUGCAAGCCCCUGCACUAUACAACCAUCAUGACCAGGCAUCUCUGUGCCCUGCUUGUGGGGGUGGCCUGGCUGGGGGGUUUUCUGCACUCAUUGGUUCAACUCCUCCUUGUCCUUCAGUUGCCCUUCUGUGGGCUCAACGUGAUCAAUCACUUUGUCUGUGACUUGUACCCCUUGCUGGAACUCACUUGCACCAACACCUAUGUCAUUGGUCUGCUGGUGGUUGCCAACAGUGGUGUGAUCUGCCUGCUGAACUUCCUCAUGCUGGCUGCCUCCUACAUUGUCAUCCUGUGCUCCUUGAGGUCCCACAGUGCAGAGGGGAGACGCAAAGCCCUCUCCACCUGUGGGGCCCACUUCAUUGUUGUUGCCUUGUUCUUUGUGCCCUGUAUAUUUACGUAUAUGAGUCCAUCCUCUACUUUUUCUAUAGACAAAAACAUGGCAGUAUUUUAUGGUGUUCUGACACCUAUGUUGAAUCCGCUCAUUUAUACCCUGAGAAACAAAGAGGUAAAAAGGGCUAUAAGAAAGCUCUUCAUACAGUAAGAUUGAAGGUGUGUAAUGAGUGGUAAAGAAGGAUGAUAAAAAUGACUUUAUUUCUCUAAAUGGAACAAACCAAGGCCUAUGUUUGUUACUGUAUGUCCUCUUAUUCCAUCUUAUCUAUUUUUUUUCAUCUCCAUAGACUUUUAUGCUUUACUUAGUCUUUUUAAGUGAAUUACAUAAUAUGAUCAUCAAAACUCUAUGGACUAGAUAUGGCAUAAAUGAUUAUUAUCUCUAUUUUAAAAAUGAGAGAACUGGGUCUCCUGAUGUGGUUAAUUUAUUACUUAAGGUUAUCUAGCUUUGAAGUGCCUAAACCAAAAGUCAAAAUCAAUCCAUUUCUGAUCUCUAGUCCAAAAGUCUAAAUAGCGACCCAUAUUGAUGUCAUUUGAGUUUGUGUGAUAACUGAGUUGUAGAAAUGUGAGGCAAAAUACAACUUGAGGUAAAUAAUUUCACUCUUAGUCGUACAGAAGCUCUUAUGCAUCCAGGCCUGACUUCUAUUCCCUGUCAUCAUCCUUUAUAACAUCAUCCCUGAAUGGUGAAAACAGGUAACGUGGUUGACUGCUAACUGAAAGGUUGGAGGUUCAAGUCCACUCUGAAGCACCUCGGA
Loxodonta africana (African savanna elephant) is the source of this 1656-nucleotide messenger RNA. RefSeq names its product olfactory receptor 4C3. Gene Ontology annotation, molecular function: olfactory receptor activity; G protein-coupled receptor activity. Lineage: Eukaryota; Metazoa; Chordata; Mammalia; Proboscidea; Elephantidae. Gene Ontology annotation, cellular component: plasma membrane. Gene Ontology annotation, biological process: G protein-coupled receptor signaling pathway. The coding region runs from base 117 to 1055 and encodes 312 amino acids. The transcript has a single exon. The record is from RefSeq and is a predicted model, not a curated record.